This is a messenger RNA of Closterium sp. Naga37s-1, 486 nucleotides long. The record is from the annotation of a GenBank genome assembly. NCBI's taxonomy places the organism in Eukaryota, Viridiplantae, Streptophyta, Zygnematophyceae, Desmidiales, Closteriaceae.
AUGGAUGUCAUGCGGGUAUCCUGCCGGGUGAUUUAUGGCAACAAAGAAGGCUCCGUGCACAUGUGCCUUCCUAUCUACAUCGACGCGCUGGGAGCUUGCCACGCUGUGCACGGCGACAACCAGCUGCAGAGCUCUAUCGAGGAAGCCAUUAUCAGAAGCAUUUGCGAAGGCUCGCACAGCACGGAUGCGGCGACAGCAGCGGCGCUGAAGAGGAUGAUGGAACGGGUGGUGGAGAGGGCGUUGCAAAUGGAAGACAUUGUGGAAGAAAUCGUGGAGGACGCCGACAGACGUCGUGGCGUUCGCUCAUUUAUGAUGCGUCUCCGGAGCUCUCACAUGGAUGAAAAAGAUGCACUGCGUCGUGCCAUCCUUGCUGAUCGUGAGCUCCGCCGUCGUGCUGCUGCUCUUCAGACUAACAUCAUGCCCGGGGUCUUCCUCCUUCCACCUCCACCCAUGAUUCUGCUGCUUCCGUCUAACACUCUUGUCUGA